Molecule: messenger RNA, 5218 nt
Organism: Myxocyprinus asiaticus (Chinese sucker)
Lineage: Eukaryota; Metazoa; Chordata; Actinopteri; Cypriniformes; Catostomidae
Product: guanine nucleotide-binding protein subunit alpha-12-like
Exons: 4
Coding region: 472-1629 (385 amino acids)
Biological process (GO): adenylate cyclase-modulating G protein-coupled receptor signaling pathway; Rho protein signal transduction
Cellular component (GO): heterotrimeric G-protein complex; brush border membrane
Molecular function (GO): G-protein beta/gamma-subunit complex binding; GTPase activity; guanyl nucleotide binding
Source: RefSeq, a predicted model, not a curated record
ACUUCCCAAGACUGAGGGAACGUCACAAAGUCUCUCACGCGCCUCCACAAUGAGCUUUUGAGACUUACAUCGCCUUCAGUCUAUAAGUAAAUACACAUCUUAGAGCUAAAUAACAUUUACUGACCACAUUUACUUUAAGAUUUUCAUUACGACGAUCAAAGGAUUUGUUUAGUUGGCAGCUGUCUUUCUUCACUUGAACGAAGGACAAAAGUGGUCGCCGACACCGGGGAAGGACCUCAUCAGUGUUAACGGUUUUCCUUUAGAAAUGUCUUUAUAAUGGAAGCAAAUGCGGAUUAUGGUGACGUUCUGUCAAUUUAGUGUUCGAGGAAUCUUCACAAAUAGAUGUUCGCAGGUGAAAACAUAGUGUGCUCUAUGUAUUAUCUGUACAAAACAUAAACUGAAGUUCUCUGGCACUUGAAUGAAUACAUCAGGUGGGAACUAACCGUGUUGAAGUUGGCUUAACCGUAAGGCAUGGCUGGCGUGGUGCGCACCCUGAGCCGGUGUCUGCUGCCAGCUGAGGCCGCUCAUGAUGACAGGAGUAACGGGAAAGAACGAGCCCGCGAGCGCGAUGUCAACCAGGAGCGCGAGGCGAAGCGGCGCAGUCGCGAGAUCGAUGCCAUGCUUGCGCGCGAGAGGCGCUCGGUGAGGCGCCUGGUGAAGAUCCUGCUGCUGGGCGCCGGAGAGAGCGGAAAAUCCACAUUUCUCAAACAAAUGAGGAUCAUCCAUGGAAAAGAGUUCGACCAGAGAGCGCUGCUCGACUUUAGGGAUACUAUCUUUGAGAAUAUCAUCAAGGGCAUGCGGGUACUGGUGGAUGCCCGGGACAAGCUCGGUGUUCUCUGGCAGAACUCAGAGAACGAGAAGCAUGGCAUGUUUGUUAUGUCCUUCGAAAACAAAGCAGGCAUGCCUGUUGAACCCUGCACCUUUCAGCUGUACGUACCAGCGCUGCAGGCACUCUGGAAUGAUAGUGGAAUCCAGGAAGCCUAUGGGCGCCGGAGUGAGUUUCAACUGAGUGAAUCAGUGAAGUAUUUCCUGGACAACUUGGAUCGGAUUGGCCAACUGAAUUAUGUACCAAGCCGACAGGACAUCCUCCUGGCCAGGAAGGCCACCAAAGGGAUUGUGGAACAUGAUUUUGUCAUUAAAAAGAUACCUUUCAAGAUGGUAGAUGUGGGCGGCCAGCGGUCUCAGAGACAGAAGUGGUUUCAGUGCUUCGAUGGCAUCACCUCCAUCCUCUUCAUGGUGUCCUCCAGCGAAUAUGACCAAGUGCUAAUGGAAGACCGCCGCACCAACCGACUGGUUGAGUCCAUGAACAUCUUUGAGACCAUAGUCAACAACAAGCUGUUUUCCAACGUCUCCAUAAUCCUCUUCCUCAACAAGAUGGACCUGCUGGUGGAGAAGGUACACAAAGUCAGCAUCUCCAAGCACUUUUCCGAUUUCCGGGGAGACCCUCAUCGACUAGAGGACGUGCAGGCCUAUCUUGUGCAAUGCUUCAACUGCAAACGUCGCAACCGCAGCAAGCCUCUUUUCCACCACUUUACCACUGCCAUUGACACUGAGAACAUUCGUUUUGUCUUUCAUGCAGUCAAAGACACGAUUCUUCAGGAGAACCUUAAGGACAUUAUGUUGCAGUGAGGACCAAAUGACUGUUUCAUCUGUUUUCGUCGUUGUUAGAGACAAUUUUCCGAACCAUUUGCCUGUAACGUUAUAAGAAAUGCCUACUGGACAUUUUAGCCAGCUGUGCCUGAGCUGUGGCUCAGGUGGUAGAGUGGGUUAGCCACCAAUCACAGGGUUGGCAGUUCAAUUCCUGGCCCACAUGACUCCAUAUGCCGAAGUGUCCUAGGGCAAGACAUUGAACCCCAAGUUGCUCCCAAUGGCAGGCUAGCGCCUUGCAUGGCAGCUCUGCUGUCAUUGGUGUGUGAGUGAAUGGGUGAAUGAGUCACAGUAUAAAGUGCUUUGGAACUGCUAAGGUUAAAAAAAGAGCUAUAAGUGCAGACCAUUUAGCCCAGAUUACCUUAACAAAUGUGCAGAAGAGAAUGGUGCAAAAUGUGCUUUGCUUCUUGUGUUACAAUUUUACUAAUGCUCCAUUUUACAUCAUGCACUCUUUUGUUUGAAUAAGUGGGUCAUAAGAGUGCAGUGUCCAGUCCAUUAUUUCAAAGACAUUGCAUUCAGUGCUAAGAGAAUGACAUAAUAGUGAUUUUUUCUUUUGUCACUCCUAAUUACUCAUCUUAAUGUUUUCCUGUGAAACAGGAAGUACUUCUUGAUGACACUUUGGACUAUGAAAAACCAGGAACAUUUAAGGGUAUGAAAGUAAAUGCAAUGAGUUUGUUUUUAAUCGUAAUCUCACCUUUUUCCAGCCUGAUCUCAUGAAAAUAACAUGACUGUGGCGACAUUUUUGCAAAAUGAUACUACAUGGUUUAUUGCACAUAUCACGGCAGUUCUUCUGUGAAAUGUCCUGUAAGUGGUGCUAAAAGAGAGUUAAGACUUCCACCAAACAGAUGAGGUUAAGUUUAAUGCUCUAUUGAGUUAAAUCAACAAAACCUACCUCCCUAAACUUUAAAUCUAAAACAAGUAGUGUCAGAAAAAGCAUAUGUGAGAUGAAAAACUAACUAGGUUUUUAAAGUUUAUGCUCUAUCGAGUUUUAAAUGAACAAAACCGACCUCCUUACCCUAAUCUUUAAACCUAAAUCAAACAAUAGGGUCAUAAAAUGUUAAAAUGUAUGGCCUUACAAGUCAUGGGCUAUAGUAAAAGUGUUUAUGUCAUAAGAUUGCCAUUGUGUGAGGAACAGGGUGAAAAGUGUUUGUAUCACAAGUAAUCUGCCGUUUACUUGUGAUUUGUGUGAAAGGAAAUAAGUCAUUGUUGUAGCGCCUCUAGUGGUUAUUUCACCAAGAAACUGCUGCGAUACAUACAAUGAGCCACAUAAAGAUAAGUUUGCAAAACUGUAGGUAUAGUAACAAUUCUAUUAGACCAGGUUGCAUUUUCUCAAGGAUAUACUCAAUGCACAGUAACUAUACACUGGCUCAUCUUCCAGAUAGCAUCCUAAAAAUAAAUAGAAAACGUGCACUGAGCAUCCUGCCUGUUUUUGGAUUCUGAACUAAGUAGUUAGUUUCAAGUCACUUCCUGUUUACAGGUUAUUUUUGUAAGUCUGCUUUAUACUUUAAGUUUAUAGAUGACAUGCAAAAUUAUCCUUAAUAAAUAAGCAGGGUUUUUUUGUACAUAGUGAAUAGUUGCUUCUGUACAUUUUAACUGUCUCACCUCUGCUUUUGAACUAUGCAUGUGUCUUUUCACAUUAAGCUACAAGUUUUUAUAGUGUCAAAUCACUGGUUUUUCGCCUAACACCACUAACUUCAAAUGAAUAAAGAAUUAUUAGUAUUCAAUAAAUGUCAUUUUUGCUAACACCUCUACUUAGUUUUUUGAUGGUUCAUAUGAUAUAAAGAUUGACGACUAUAAUAAGCCUCCCAAACUGUGUAGCUCAUCACUUUUAAAAGGAGAUUAUAGAGACACAUAACCUGGAACUGGUCAAUUAUAUCAGUGGAUAUAAAGAUCCUAGUUUCUCCUUGGUUUUAGCUACGGACAUGUUUUGGUCUCGGGAUCUUUUUGAAUGGCAGCUGUGAGUUGUUGUUGUUUUUAGCUGAUGUGAAGUCCCAGUUUCAAAUCCCGGACGAGCCCCCACUUUUCACUCCCAUGCUGCGUUUUAUCAAACAAAUCCUUGAAUGGGGCACAAAGUGAAUUUCCAGUGAUGUCUGCCAAUGCUGAGGAGUGUUUGUUGUGGUUGGUGGCACAAUUUGAGCCAUUUUCCAGAUAUCUGGUUUUAUCAUCUUAUGAAGUUACUCACGCACUUCUACGAAAGUGAAUGGUUUCAGGUUCAUCACAGGUGUCAGCUUGUCAAUGUUUUUUGUCAUUGUUUUGUUUCAAGGGAAAGCUUGAGAUAUGUCUUCAUACAUGUUUCAUCAAAUAGUUUGUGGUUUUCAUGAGUGCAUCUUUUCUUGCAUUCUUUUUUGUGUACUGUAAUGGAUAUUAUAAGUCCUUCAUUACUUUUGUAAUAAUGGAUUGUAAAUUCUUUUAAACCUAGAUGUUCCCAUGAAGAAAUCAGCAUAUAACAAUGUUUUUCUAUCCCCUAGGGGUAUUUUUGUAAAUUCUCUCCUUCCUCAAUCACUAAUGGCACAUGUUGCUUUACUGAAAUUUGGCAAGAAGGGUUUUUGAUCCGAGAUAUGACACACCCUAAACCUUUGUCCCUGACAGCUGGAAAAUAUCUGGCUCUUAUGUAGAUAAAGCAGAUUGAAUUCUUGAUUUCAAGCCUGUGAUGAUGCUUGUGUCACUCUUUAAGACUAAGUUAAUUGAGAGAGUUUGGAAGUUACUGUAAAUAGUGGAGAAACACAAGCCCAAUGUAUAAAUAUAAAGAGUAUUAAAAAGGAAUGUUCUGGGUUCAGUACAACUUAAGCUCAACCAACAGCAUUUGUGGCAUAAUGUUGAUUAUCAGAAAAAAUGGACUCGUUCCUUGUUUAUUAAAAAAAAAAAAAAAAAGAAAGAAAAGAAAAACCUUCACUUCCAUUAUAAUGGGGCCAUAAACAUUAAAAAACACACCGUUUCAAAAGUAUAGCCACAAGAUGUAAACAAUGUAUUUAACAUGUUUUCUAAGGUGAUAAAAUUGCUUACUAAACUUAUCAGGAUAAAGAAAUCCAAUAUUUAAUCUCUGUUGCCAUGAAACGCCGGCAAAUCUGAAAUACUUUCACAUUUAUGGACUGGCCCUAUUCACUUCCACCUUAUUAUAACCAUGUUUAGAUUUUUUAAUAUAUAAUAAACGAGUCAAAAUCAUUUUUAUGGUAAUCAAUAUUAUACCUUUAAUGCUGUCGAUUUAGCUUAACUUGCAUUGAAUGUAUAGAACAAUCAAGAAAGCAUAUGGAGUGUAAUUAAUUUGAGAAACCAUUUCCAGUUAAAUAAUGUGAUUUUAAUCUACUGACAGUGAUUUAAAUACAUUAUAUUUGCUGCUCUGCUGUUUUGUCACUCUUAGUGUCACAUGACUGUCACUGUUAACAGGAUGUCCACUCUUUUCUUUUUUUUUACACAGUAUUUUACUGUAAUUUAGUUUUUAUUUUCAUGUUGCUUCCAUAAUGUUUUACAUUUCCAGUGAUUGUAAAAAGUGUGAAAUUCCAGAUGAACUGCAUUGUGAGUUUUGUAUAUAAGAAUUGUAUAAAUACAAUAAAAAUGUUAAUGUUGCGUUAUA